Molecule: messenger RNA, 946 nt
Organism: Rhopalosiphum maidis (corn leaf aphid)
Lineage: Eukaryota; Metazoa; Arthropoda; Insecta; Hemiptera; Aphididae
Gene: Psf3
Product: DNA replication complex GINS protein PSF3
Exons: 5
Coding region: 219-818 (199 amino acids)
Biological process (GO): mitotic DNA replication initiation
Cellular component (GO): GINS complex
Source: RefSeq, a predicted model, not a curated record
AGUGGUAAACUAUAUUAUGAAAAUAUCAGCUUUUGGAAUUUGUAAUAACGGUUUGGACGGCUUGGUGAUUUAAAAAAAAAUUCAGCAUCGAUUUAUUCUAUUAUGUAAGACUAUUUAGCCAUGAAUCGAAAUUAUUAUUGUCAAUUUAUAAACUUACACUAAGUACAUAACUAACAACAAUAGACUUUUUUUUUUGCAUCAAUUUAUAGCUGACUAAUAUGUACAGAAAUAUAAAACCCCAUUACUUCUCAAUUGAUGCCAUUAUGGCUGCUCAAGAAAAAAUUCAAUGUUCGUUUAUUAAAAAGGUCGAACAUGUUGAUUUUUUAGAUUCAAUUAACUCUGAUAAAGAUGAAGAAUCAGAUCCAAAAAUUGAACUUCCCUUGUGGAUGGUUAAAGUGUUUUUAGUAGGAAAAUCAAUUCAAUUUGAUAUGCCUAAAGCAUAUAAUGAAAUCUACAGGGGUGUCUUAACAGCUGAUGCUAAUGUAGUCGAUUUAUUUAAAUUGUGUAAGCAUUUCUAUUUGUUUGGAAAAUUUUUAUCUCAAUUAGAACAUAGAGAAGCAUAUGAAGUCAGAAGAACUCUAAUUCAAACAUUCAUUGACCGAUUUAAACAGACAAUGGAUUGGGCACAGAAUAUAGAUGACAAUCAGCCAUGCUUUAAUAGACUCGACUGUCUUGAGAGAUCGAUAUUUAAUGAUGCUCGAGUAGCACAGCAACAUUUAAAUACAUAUUUAACUGAAGGAUCAGGUCAAAUGGAAAUCGCGGCUAUGAUAUUGAAUUACAGAAAAAGAAAAAUUCAUGAAAGUCGUGUACUAGAAUAAAAAUAAGAUAAUUUGUUUGGCAGAUGUUGAUUUGUGUUAAGUAACCAAAGUAAAUUGUGAUACAAAUUAACAUAAUGGAAUUGUAAUUGUAUAAUAAGGUAUUGAUAAUAAAAUUAAUUUUAACUAAA